UGGAGUCACUCGCGAAAAUACCACCGCAUUCAUUAAUCUAUCAAUAUAAACAGAUUUUGUUGACAUUUCUGUUUUAAGAAAAUAAUAACAUUUUUAAGAUGUACAGGACUGAUAAGCAAUUUAUGAAAGAUCCAAAUACGGCGGCGGCGAGAAUUUAUGUGGGGCAUCUCUCCGAAACGGUCGUCCCCGACAAUUUGGACCAAAAAUUCCGGCAAUAUGGAAAAGUCCUCGGUAUGCUCCUACAAAAAGGCUUUGCUUUCAUCCAGUUCGAAAACGAACCUCAAGCUCAAGCUGCGAUUAGCGCGGAACAUGGAACUUUAUUUCAUCACAAAAAAAUUAUUGUUAGACAAGUUUAUGAGGGAAAAAAUAAAGGGGGACAACAAAAUCAAGGUAUGCAAAAUCAACAACAUCAAAGUGGACCACAUCUAGGUGGUCCCCAUCAAGGUGGACCACAUCAAGCUGGUCCCCAUCAAGGUGGACCACAUCAAGGUGGACCACAUCAAGGUGGACCUCAUCAAGGUGGACCUCAUCAAGGUGGGCCACAUCAAGGUGGGCCACAUCAAGGUGGACCACAUCAAAUUGGUCCACAUCAAUCUGGAUCACAUCCAGGACAAUUUGGAGGUCAACCACCUUUUGGUCAAAACCAAGGGAAUAUUCCACAACAAUUUCAACAACAACCCCCAUCAUUAAUGGAACAACCAAUUAUAAAACCUCCAGAACUAAAUAUAAAUAAACCAAAUGAAGAAAUGGUUCCACCUCCUCCAAAAGGAUUACAAAUUCAAGAUAAAGAAGUGAUGAAUGAAAAAGGAGUUAACCAAAACAAUAAUAAAAGAGGAAAUAAACGAAAACAUUGGAAUAAUCGAAAUAAUGAUUGGAAACAAUCCGGGAAUUUUGGGGAAAUGCCCUAUUUUGAAGAACCUAAUAAAUAUCAACAGCCAAUGAGUGGAUUUGUGCCACCUCCUUUAAUGGAUGCACCGGAAAAAAAUGAUUGCGAAAUUAUUGUUGUUUCUAAAACUUUAACGGAGUAUGCUGAAUAUAUUGAACAAAGAUUAAAAUCUUUAGGUUUAAUUGUUGAUCUUCUAUUUCCAAAUGAAGAUGUCCCACUUGGAAGAGUUCUUGCAAAUAUAUGUAGUCGAGGUUGUCUUUAUGCAAUGUUAAUAAUGCCUCAAAAUGAAGAAAAUCGAAGUUUAACUUUAAAUAUAUUACAUGGAAUCCCUCAAGAGCAUCGUAAUAUGCCAAUCGAAGACGCAAUGAUUUUAAUAACGAGAAAUUUCGAUGCUUACAUGCGAGGAGAAAAGUUUGAAACUGAUGGCCCAGCUGUGAGUUUAACAGAAAAACAUCCCGAAGCUGUUCAAAUGAUUUUUAAUUUAUUAGCUGAAAAUAGACAAAUAACCUGUCUACAAUACGAUCGAAUUAUAAAGUAUUUAAACGAACGUCGAGAGUUGCAAAGAACUUUUGAAGGCGUCGAGUCGACUAAUCAACCGGAAGUUGAAGCGAAUAGUAAAGAGGCGGAGUUACAAAACAGGAUUAUGAAUAUUUUAAAUAAACCAAAUACGGAUUCUCCAAAACCGAGCUUGAUAACAUCGACGACAACAACAACAACGUCUGGGCCGACACCUUUAUUAAAUGAUCCUUCAGUUCAAAAAGCGUUAGAUAGUUUAUUAUCAGGGGAUAUGUUUAAAAGUAUGAGUGCAACCGCAUAAAUCAAUUCGUUUUUAAUAUUAAUGACUUAAUUUAGUAAGAUAUUAAGUAGCUAGAAUUCGAUAGGUUUUUUAUGUUUUUUUUUUAAAUCUUUUUUUAUCAAAUUUGCAACUAUUUGCUAUUAAUAGAAAAUUUAAGUUGUUUAUUUAAGUAAAAACUGGUAAUUUAAUUACAAAAAAAUAAAGAUCAAUAU
This is a messenger RNA of Onthophagus taurus, 1894 nucleotides long. RefSeq names its product nuclear receptor coactivator protein neosin (gene Neos). The record is from RefSeq and is a predicted model, not a curated record. NCBI's taxonomy places the organism in Eukaryota, Metazoa, Arthropoda, Insecta, Coleoptera, Scarabaeidae. Gene Ontology annotation, molecular function: RNA binding.